AUGGAAAAGGCUGCAUCAAAAGCAGCGCCAAGGACAAGCAAGCCCGCGCCGCUUGGCCCUGUGCCACGACGACGGCCUCCACAAGUGAAGGCCAGGCCGAGAUCCAGCAGUCCGCCUCCUGCGUCUGUAGACAGGCCAAAAAGUCCAAAGAGGACUUCUACGGAGGCGGUCCCCGCACGCGCUGGAAGUGGAACCGACACCGGCCUGGCCAGCAAAGCUCCGCGAGCAAGUUCGUCGGAGAAGACAGGAGAUUCACUCCAGUCGAAGGCAGGACAGAAGAAGGAGCCCAAAGAGAAGCGCCUGCAGUCUCGCGCUGGCGACCUGCAGGCAAAGCCUUCCGCUAGCACGAAGGCAGCGAUGCCUCCCGUCGACACGUUGGAGGCACUCUAUGCCGAGAACUCGCGCCUGAAACAGGAGGUGGAGCGCCAACGAGCCGAGAUCCAGGCAUUGAGGGCCCAAAGCUGUGCCCAGCAAAGUGCAGCUGCUGAGCCAAUCGCGGCGCACAUAGUUGCAGCUGGAUCAAGAAGCGCCACUCCUGUCAAGGCCUGUCGGGCAUGCUCUGUGCCUCCAUCCAGGCCCAGUGCGGCUGCCAUGU
This is a messenger RNA of Symbiodinium pilosum, 595 nucleotides long. The record is from the annotation of a GenBank genome assembly. NCBI's taxonomy places the organism in Eukaryota, Dinophyceae, Suessiales, Symbiodiniaceae.